Arabis nemorensis is the source of this 306-nucleotide messenger RNA. Lineage: Eukaryota; Viridiplantae; Streptophyta; Magnoliopsida; Brassicales; Brassicaceae. The record is from the annotation of a GenBank genome assembly.
AUGUACAAUGUUGAGAAGCUGUUAGGAUCGAGGAAGGAUGGAUCUGGUCAGUGUGCUUCUACUGGUUCUAGUUCUGAUCUGAAUGUUCAGUGUCCGGAGACGCGUGUAAAAGCGAUUAGGAGUCCUGAGUAUUGUUGUAGUGGCGCGUAUGCUACACCGUCGACUUGUAGACCUUCGGUUUAUUCGGAGAUGUUUAAAGCUGCUUGUCCUCGGUCUUAUAGUUAUGCUUAUGAUGAUGCUACUAGUACUUUUACUUGCUCCGGUGGUGAUUAUACGGUCACGUUUUGCCCUUCUUCUCCAAGGUAA